This is a messenger RNA of Sorghum bicolor (sorghum), 1297 nucleotides long. RefSeq lists its product as uncharacterized. Lineage: Eukaryota; Viridiplantae; Streptophyta; Magnoliopsida; Poales; Poaceae. The transcript is spliced from 2 exons. The record is from RefSeq and is a predicted model, not a curated record. The coding region runs from base 265 to 837 and encodes 190 amino acids.
CCCACCGCGCCACACCAGCAGUGUCGUACCAAGGCCACCAACAACAAACACACCACCUAGUGCGCUGCACUAGUCGCUUGCAAGCAAGCAAUCAAGCAACUCCGAUCAAAGAAACACCGGCCAUCGCCCUCUCCGCUACUAUACCAGUGAUCCAUAUAAUCCACUACAAGCAAGCAACGAGCCAAGGAGCAAGGCAGCCGGGUAGAUCGAGGUCGAGCGAGGACCGACCAGCACCACCACCCGCCGCCGCCGCCGCAUCCAAGAAUGUGCCUGCCGAUCGACUCGUGGUUCUGCUGCAUGUCCAGCACCGUCAACGACGACUACCACCAUCCCGCUCCGGCCCCGGCGAACAAGCAGCAGCAGCAUGGCCCCGCGCCACCGCCGCCGACGGCCCCGGCGGGGGGCAGGACGACGGCGCAGCAGCUGCCCGCGCAGCGCAACGGCGGCGGCGGCGGCUACUACAACGUCAACGGCUACCCCGCUCACCACCAGGCGCCUACCGCCACCGCCGCCGCCGAGGCGGACCGCAAGACGUCCAACGACGUCAGGAGAGGCUCCGCCCACGGGCAUGCCGUUGUUCCCGCCGGCGCGCAGGGGAAGGCCACCGACGGGACGUUGAAGCAGCAGCCCGCCACCGCUAGGAACGGCAUGGUUGCUGCUGCUGGUGCCGUCGAUGGAGCACGCGGCGUCGCGGCGCACAACUACUACUACUACGAGCGUGAACAGCCUGCCUACAGAGAGGACGCCGCCGCCGCCGCCGCGGAUUUCUACCACCACCACCACCACCCGGCGGCCACAGCAGCUACUGCCGAUCACGAAAGUCCUUCCAUGUCCUGAGACUCAGUAGAGCUGUAGAGGCAGCUGGAGGAGAGAGUAGAAGCGAAGGACGCAGCAGAGUGGAUCAGGGCCUCCAUGUCGCUCUGCCCUGUCCAUUGAAGGGGGUGAGCAGAGUCGAGGAGACUUUUAGUAAGCAGAGGCUGUAAUCUUCGUAACCAGUAGUGGCCUUGCUCUCACUUUCUUCGUGUACUGUCAAUCUGUCACAUAAAUAAGUAUAAAUGGGUCUUGUUUUUGUUACGAGUUCUCAAAGCUAGUUCUUGAAAGCACCGUGAAUUCCAGUCUCAAAGUAGGGGGCAUUCCAAAGCUCUCGAGCCUGCCUGUGAAAGUGAAGCUAAGCUAGAGGACUCUGCAUUUUGGCAUCUCGUUUCACUGUGCUUACUGGGAUGAAGCUAUCAAAUUUCGGCCUAAAUCAGCAUAUUCACAAUACAAGUGAUGAUACCUGUUACCUGUAUAUGGUACA